This is a messenger RNA of Acanthosepion pharaonis, 1308 nucleotides long. The record is from the annotation of a GenBank genome assembly. Lineage: Eukaryota; Metazoa; Mollusca; Cephalopoda; Sepiida; Sepiidae.
AUGUCGGUGUCUGGAGGUGGAAGGGAGAAAAGAGAUUGCUCAAGACAGCCUUCCAGGGAACUGACGAAAGAAAGACAGAAAGGAUCGAGAGAACGCUGUCCCCGGUCCAAACGUAGUCGGUGUUGUGCUCCGGCCAGCAGCUUUGGGGCAAGGGAAAAGAAGCGCGUCUCUCUGCUCCGGCCACUGGCUGGAAGGGAUCGAACAGAUACGCGACCAGACGACAGCUUUGUCAGCGGGAUAUGGGUCUUUUACCCUUCGGCUCGCCGCAGGAACUUUGCAAUGAAGAAUAGCGUAGCAAUCAUCCUUUUUUCUCUCUCUCUCUGUCUUUCUCCCACUCUCUAUCUCUUUCUUUCUCUCUUUCUCUCUUUACAAGAAUCAUCCUUUUCUCUCUCUCUCUCUGUCUUUCUCCCUCUCUCUAUCUCUUUCUUUCUCUCUUUCUCUCUUUACAAGAAUCACCCUUUUCUCUCUCUCUAUCUCUUUCUCUCUCUUUCUCUCUUUACAAGAAUCACCUUUUCUCUCUCUCUCUAUCUCUUUCUUUCUCUCUUUACAAGAAUCACCCUUUUAUCUCUAUCUCUCUCUCCGUCUUUCUCUCUCUAUCUAUCUCUUUCUUUCUCUCUUCCUCUUUUUAUAAAAAUCACCCUUUUCUCUCUCUCUCUCCGUCUUUCUCUAUCUAUCUCUUUCUUUCUCUCUUCCUCUCUUUAUAAAAAUCACCCUUUUCUCUCUCUCUCUCUCUGUCUUUCUCUCUCUCUAUCUCUUUUUUUCUCUCUUCCUCUCUUUACAAGAAUCACCCUUUUCUCUCUCUCUAUUUCUUUCUCUCUCUUUAUCUCUUUCUCUCUCUCUUUCUCUCUUUACAAGAAUCAUCCUUUUCUCUCUCUCUAUCUCUUUCUCUCUCUGUCUCUUUCUCUCUCUCUCUCUCUUUCCCUCUUUACAAGAAUCAUCCUUUUCUCUGUUUCUCUCUCUCUUUCUCUCUUAACAAGAAUCACCCUUUUCUCUCUCUCUCUCUAUCUAUCUAUCUAUCUAUGUCUUUCUCUCUCUCACACACACACACAAACACACACGCGCACGCGCGCGCGCUUUCUCACUCUCUGUCUCACCAUCCCGCGUCAUCCAGUACUUUCCCCGAUUAUCCCCCCACACCAGUCCCUUUUGGCUUGUCAGUAUCGAGAAACGCCCGUCCCGUGGAAGAAGCUGUACGUGCCACAGACCAACUCAGGCACUCUCAUCCUUGUUCUCUUUCAUUCUCUCGUCAUCACGCUUUCUGUCGCAUCCAUGUCAAUCAUUCGACAAACAAUGGAUUGUCAUUCUUAA